AUGGAUCAUAACAAAAAUGGGCUUAUUUUUGCCGUCGGAUUCCCUCUGAGUGUUCUUCUGAUAUCUCUCUUCUUAACCAUUGCUUCCUAUCUCUGCACCCCCAACAACGAUAACCCAUCUCAUGAUGAUCAAAACAUUGACCAAAACUUUGUCGCCAUUGAGUUAGACUGCGGCCUUGAAGAAGCAACUCUUCACAGCUUCCCAAAGCUCCUCUACUACCAAUUCAAUCUCAAGAAAAGCAGCUCAGAUAGCAUCGCUUCUUGUUGCUCCAUCUGCUUGGUGGAUUACAAAGAAAUUGACGUGCUUCAAUUGCUACCUGGUUGCGGCCAUUUCUUCCAUCUCAAGUGCGUCAACCCUUGGUUAAGGUUGUGUCCUUCCUGCCCGCUGUGUUGGAAGUCGCUAAUUGUAGCUCCGGUAGUGUCUCCUCUCGUUGAUCAAAAGCCUCCCUUGGCAACUCAGCAAGAUCAGCUCUAG
Messenger RNA from Alnus glutinosa, 474 nucleotides. Its product is annotated as RING-H2 finger protein ATL70-like. Bases 1 to 474 code for a protein of 157 amino acids. The record is from RefSeq and is a predicted model, not a curated record. NCBI's taxonomy places the organism in Eukaryota, Viridiplantae, Streptophyta, Magnoliopsida, Fagales, Betulaceae. The transcript has a single exon.